Owenia fusiformis is the source of this 1408-nucleotide messenger RNA. Lineage: Eukaryota; Metazoa; Annelida; Polychaeta; Sabellida; Oweniidae. The record is from the annotation of a GenBank genome assembly.
GGGAGGAUCAGAUCGAGGAUAUAAGCAUCAAGCGGAGGAAGGGUGAGAAGAAAACUAUUAGCAUGUCAAAUGAUAUAUACGAUAUGUACGUAUACCUUAGAGGUCUUACUGACUUUUUCCCACGUAGCGUUUUGUCACCCACAAGUCGUAUGCCUGAAGGGCUUGGGCGGAGCACUGACACACAACGUGCAUCUGUGAGUGAAUCUGGGGGCAGUGCGACCAGUGGCAGUGGUAACGAAGCGCUAGCCCAGGUAUGCAUAUUGAAUGCGGCUAAUGUAGAGCUCACCAAAGAAAUACAACAGCACAACAAGCAGUUUGCGGACAUAAAAUGUCAACUUGACCAGCAGGCCAAACAGAUCGGGGAGCUCAUAACAGAAAUUGACCGACUUCGAUUACUGAGUGUGCCUUCGUCCGUAGCAAAGGAACUUCAGCAAAUAGGAAAUCCUACCAAAGGUACGAAUUUUUCAACCGAUAAUCUCCAAGUUUGUCAACUACCCAGUGACCAGACCACAAAUGCUGAUGUUUGUUCUGAAAUCAAAACAAACCAAGUUGCCCCGCUUUCAAGCAAAUUAGCUGAUGUUUGCCUUAAUACCAAAACAAACCAAGCUGGCCAGCUUCCAAGCAAAUCAGCUGAUGUUUGUCCUAACACCACAACAAACAAAGCUGACCCACUUUCUAGCAAAGCAGCUGAUGUUCCAAAUGUAAAUAAUAGCAAAACAGUACUACCGAGAGAUCUAUGCACAAGCCCAUCCAUCGGUAGGGGUAGAGGCAGGGGUCGAAAUGUUUCCGCACCAGAAUCCCGUACACCUGGUAAAAAACAGCCGAGCGCACAUCUCCGACAGGUGGAUGCGCUAAGCCAACCCCCGAAGGAACGCACCAUUGAGCAAGGGACUACACCACCACGACAGAUUGGAGUAAUAGGGACCACACAAUCAUCGACCAACAAUGAGACUUAUGCGGAAGUUGUUCGUCGAAGGAAACAGCCGCAACACAUCAACAAAGCUCCUCGCAAGGAACUACAAAAAUCCAAGGGACCCACAAGGUGCCUUAGUGGAGUAAGCCACGAGAAAGGAUAUACCUUAUAUGUAGAAAAUAUUGAAAUACAUGAGGGUGAAAGUGAUAGUGAUAUUAAACACCAAGUGAUAACACAUGCCUCAUCAAUGAACAUACGCAUUAUGCAAUGUUAUGUAAUACAUAACAAAGUGUCACAAUUUAGUGUAGGCUGCAAAAUAGUUGUGCCCAUAUCAUAUGCCCUUCGUGCACAACUCGAAGAAACGUGGCCAGCGCCUAUAAAAUGUAGAGAGUGGGUGAAACGUAGGGGCCAUAAUAAUGCCCCGAGAUUUGAUGACGAUCUUGAUCAUGAUGACAUAUACGAAUCAAGUAAGCGAUAUGAAUGUGUGCAAUAUAG